UUGAGCUGCGCCCAGAUGGCAAAGUGCUUUGCUUUUGAAUGCGCGCAAAGAAAUAUGUUAAGAAGAUCUUUUCUCCUCACCGCUGGUCAUCCAGUACCUCCCCUUGAUGUGUGUCGUCAGUUGGAGCUUCAAGAGAAAAAUGGGAGGAACUCUGAUCCAUAUGAUGGCACUAUAAAGCUCAGGGAUGAUUUGGAGGAUUCAUCAAAAACAUGGUCAAAGCUUCAUUACCACUCAAGACUGACAUCAUCAAUUUUUUACACCUGCUACCGCUCACUUCAUCAUCAGGCCAACUUCUGGGCAAUUUCAGACACUGUUUUUCCUUAUUUUUGAAAUAGCAGACAUGAAGAUACUUGGCCAGAUUGCUUUCUUACUUUUGCUGGGGGAGAGUUGGAGUAGGAAUACAAAAGUUCAGUCCUCCAAGAAAUCUCCACAUGGGACCCAAGCAGGCGACGGCAUCCAGCCUUCACCUGAGGCUGUUCUCUCUGCUGGGAACAUUUCAAACAAUAGAGCUACUGGAGGUAUCAGCAGAGGUGAAUCUGCAAGAGACGUUGCUGCAGGAGCUCGAGUAGCUAAACAGCAGACAGAUGAAAUGAGGUUGCACUUUCUCAAGAAUCCGCAUGUGACGUGUAAUGAUGGGACAGCAGCUGGGUUUUACCUAAGAGAGAUCAGAGGAAGCCGCAGAUGGCUGUUAUUUCUGGAAGGCGGCUGGUGCUGCUACAGCAAAGAGACCUGUGAUUCCAGGUACCAACAUAUCCCUCGACUAAUGAGCUCAUCCGGUUGGCCCCUGACAAAGACUGGGCGUGGCAUAUUGUCAUCCCAAGUAGCUGAAAAUCCUUAUUGGCACAACACGAACAUUGUAUUCAUCCCAUACUGCUCCAGCGAUAUUUGGAGUGGCACUGGGCCUGCCCCGGCCCCUCCUCCAAGCCAACGACAAGGAAGAGAGAAAGAAAGGAACCGAAAUACAAAUGCAACUGAGUAUGCUUUCAUGGGAUCGCUCAUCAUCCGAGAGGUCAUCAAAGACCUCAUUCCCAAAGGAAUCAAGCAGGCCAAGGUUGUUCUGUUGUCUGGCACAAGUGCUGGCGGAACAGGAGUCUUGCUGAAUAUCGAGAGAGUGGCCAAUUAUCUGGAGCAGCUUGGUGCAGAGGCACAGGUCCGAGGUCUGGUGGACUCUGGCUGGUUUCUCGAAAGUAAACACCAGAGAUCAUCAACCUGCCCUGAAACGGUUACCUGUUCACCUGAAGAUGCGAUCAAGGUCGGCCUAAGGUUGUGGAAUGGUGCGGUACCUGGUAGGUGUCGUCGACUCUAUAAAAAAGGGGAGGAGUGGCAGUGCUUCUUUGGCUACAAGCUGUAUUCUACCUUGACCUCCCCUCUAUUUGUUGUGCAGUGGCUAUUUGAUGAAGAACAGCUGAGGGUGGAGAACAUCUAUAUUGGAAGACAGCACAUGAGCAACGAACAGUGGCAAUACAUCCAGAACCUAGGCAGAGAGUUGAAGAACUCCCUGAGAGAUGUUACAGCAGUAUUUGCACCUUCCUGCCUUUCCCAUACAGUGAUUACUAAAAGCAACUGGAUGACUUUCCAAGUUCGAGGCACUUCUCUGCCGCGGGCCCUGCACUGCUGGGACAGGAGCUUGGAAGCCACUCGCAACAACAGAACUCCAGCCAAAGGCUGUCCAUUUCACCUGGUGGACAAUUGCCAUUGGCCUCAGUGUAACCCCACCUGCCCCACCCUGGUGGACCAGGCAACGCAACAGGAACUCACCUUGCUCCAGAUGCUGGUAGCCAUGGGUCUUGAUCUUCGGAAGCUUGGCUUGAAUCCUAAAAAAGACAAAGAUUUCCUUGCAAGCAUGGGCAGCAACAGUGGCUAACGUUAUAAGUUCAGAAGAGAGACCAAGUCAGGUGUUGACGUAUGUAAGCAUCAAAAUAGUAAAGAAACACGGGUCAUGCCAUAUCCUCCGUGUGUCAAGCUUGAGAUCCAAUUGUCAAGCUUUUUUCCCUCUCUCUUUGUUUUGUUUUUCUUUCCUUUAGUCUUGCGCAGGGCCAGUGUUUCCAUUUCAAGCAAUGGGAGGACAAAACAAUACACUUUAAAUCUUGAACUGAGCAUGGUGGAAAUGAGGGUCACAUUUAUAAAAGACUUGAGGAUCGCACAACUGUCUACUUCUCUCAAAUAACAGUUUGUUUCCUUAUAGUUAGCAACUUUUGUCCUUUUUUCCACCCCAACUAGCUGCGUGGAACAUAUAUUUAUUCAUAUAAUUUCUACCCAGUCAUUUGUCAAUUUAGUUGUGGAUUUCACCAAUCUACCAUUAUUUAACAAAUGUUGAUGAGCAUGAAUUAGACGUAUCAUUCAAUGUAUGGGCAUAAAAUUGCUCCCUGUUCUAACUGUAAACUGUACACAAGCAGCCUCGACACACUGACGAAUUAUUUUUUUGUGACUUACUCAUCUUUAGCCCACAAGGCGACACUAGCAUAUUUAUACACAUAUAUUUUACUGCAUGUUAAAGUAAUCUCUGUCCUACAUGUGUUCUCUCUGAUGUGUAUCACAAGGGUAUUAUGAUUCAAUCAAAUUU
This is a messenger RNA of Hippocampus comes (tiger tail seahorse), 2563 nucleotides long. RefSeq names its product notum pectinacetylesterase 2 (gene notum2). Gene Ontology annotation, biological process: protein depalmitoleylation; negative regulation of canonical Wnt signaling pathway. The record is from RefSeq and is a predicted model, not a curated record. Lineage: Eukaryota; Metazoa; Chordata; Actinopteri; Syngnathiformes; Syngnathidae. Bases 341 to 1864 code for a protein of 507 amino acids. The transcript is spliced from 12 exons. Gene Ontology annotation, molecular function: palmitoleyl hydrolase activity.